GCGAAGUCUACACAGUUCUCAAACCUCGAAAGGCUAGAACGGCAUUACCGCCUCAUGAUUUAGAUAUAACCCUGAGAUCUCGACCACCGCGGCGAGCCGGCGACGCCUAUCUCCUCCAGUCACCCUCUCCCCUCACAUACAGUCUGUCACAAUGACAUCCUCCAACCCCUCACAACUAUUUCUCCUCGCGGAUCACAUAAAACUAUCACUCCUAGAAAGACAGAGAGCCGUAUCACUGAACCUAUCACCUAACUCUCAGGAUGGGCAGAUAUCCCGGUCCUUAGAUUCACUCAAGGCGGGAUUGGAUGCGAUCGAGACACACCUGGCGGAGUCCGAGGAUUCAGAUCUGCGCGACCAACUAUUCCGACUGCAAACACAGUAUAGGGACUUAUCGGCCCAAUUCGAGACCGGCGACGGCUCCGACAAGGCGCUGACGACCCCAAAUGACCCCUCUCUCCAAUCCGACUUCUCCGCCGCACAGAGGGCAUCAAAGAGCCCCGUCCCACAAUCUGGGCGCAAUGCCACCCUGUCCAAAUCCGUCCGAUUCACCGACAACCCCGAAGACGAGGAUCGAAACGCCUUAUUCCCGUACCGUGAUGACCCCGAUGACGAAUCACCGGAUCAAUCGCACCUGAACAACCAGCAGAUCCACCAAUAUCAUUCACAAGUCCUCCGCGAGCAGGAUACGCAGCUCGAUGCGUUAGGCGAGUCGAUCGGUCGGCAGCGGGACUUGAGCAUCCAGAUCGGCGAUGAGCUCGACAAUCAGGCGCUGCUGCUCGACGAUGUGGACGAGCGGACCGACCGCCAUCAAUCGCAGCUGGACCGAGCGAAAACGCGGGUGAACAAGAUCGGGAGGGCGGCGCGGGACAACUGGAGCAUGACGAUUAUCAUUCUGCUGAUCGUCAUUCUCAUUCUGUUGAUAGUAAUCCUGAAGUGAUGAUCCUUUUCAUAUGGCAUUUGCAUGGCGUUGUGGUUACGUAGACGGACGCCCAUCGGAGGCGUUUCAUCUUGGCAUGAUUAUUAGUGAUGGAAAUGAGCCGAAAGGAUUUAGCAUUUGAUUUUUUAAUCGCAAAUUGAGCCGUUGUGGUUGAUCUCGCGUUGCUCGUAAUGUCUACGCAUGUCGCAUGUAGUCCCCUUCCGAAACCGGUAC
Molecule: messenger RNA, 1150 nt
Organism: Eremomyces bilateralis CBS 781.70
Lineage: Eukaryota; Fungi; Ascomycota; Dothideomycetes; Eremomycetales; Eremomycetaceae
Product: SNARE complex subunit
Exons: 2
Coding region: 152-937 (261 amino acids)
Source: RefSeq, a predicted model, not a curated record